Messenger RNA from Penicilliopsis zonata CBS 506.65, 1823 nucleotides. RefSeq lists its product as hypothetical. The transcript is spliced from 2 exons. NCBI's taxonomy places the organism in Eukaryota, Fungi, Ascomycota, Eurotiomycetes, Eurotiales, Aspergillaceae. Gene Ontology annotation, molecular function: monoatomic cation transmembrane transporter activity. Gene Ontology annotation, biological process: transmembrane transport; monoatomic cation transport. The record is from RefSeq and is a predicted model, not a curated record. Bases 499 to 1518 code for a protein of 339 amino acids. Gene Ontology annotation, cellular component: membrane.
CCCCCCCCCCCUCCCUCGCCCUGCUCGCAUGCCCUGAUGCCGCUGACGCAGCCCCUGCAGAGCAGGGCCCGGUGGUGCUCAUCAGGAGCAACAGCAGCAGCAGGCCGCCUGACUCGUCAGGGAAACCCGCUCUUGUUCUCCCGAUCAACAGCAGAUUAUCGUCGACGGGUGUAUCGCAGCUUCUCGUCGCUCUCCACGCUACGUGCUGGCCGUUCGGUCCGUUGCCGUGGUCCUGCUCUUGUGUCCCCCUUUCGUGUCCUCCCCCAUCACCAACCCCACGCCCCCCUGCUUCACCAGACCACGAGAUUGCCAGCAACGAUACUAAAUUCGAGAAUCAUGGGCUCGCAGACUCGAGGUCACAGCGGUGGCCAUGACCACGGUCAUAGUCAUGGUCAUGGCCAUCACCAUCACCAUCAUGGAAAUGUAUACUUGACGUCGACGAACAAGGCGGACGCGGGUGUGCGGAUCACGCGUAUUGGCCUGCUGGCCAACUUCGCCAUGGCCAUAGGCAAGUUCAUCGGGGGCUACGUGUUCCAUUCGCAGGCGCUGAUUGCCGACGCCUACCACGCGCUGAUGGAUCUGGUUUCGGAUUUCUUAACGCUCGGAACGGUGUCGUGGUCGCUCAAACCCCCCUCGGAGCGGUUUCCAUACGGGUAUGGGAAAGUCGAGAGCAUUGGUGCGUUGGGAGUCAGCAGCCUGUUACUCUGCGGCGGAGUCUUUAUGGGCCUCAACUCUGGUCAGGUCUUGCUGGACCAGUUCUACCCGGAGGCGGCGGAGAUUAUGGCUCAUUCGGGCCUCAUUGGCCACGGCCAUAGUCACAGUCAUAGCCAUGGGGCGGAUAUCUUAGGCCCAAGCAUCCACGCUGCUUGGCUUGCAGCGGGGUCUAUUGUCGUCAAGGAAUGGUUGUACCAUGCCACUAUGAAAGUUGCAAAUGAACGAAAAUCCUCUGUCCUAGCCUCCAACGCCAUCCACCACCGUAUCGACUCGCUGACCAGUAUUGUCGCCCUGGUGACCAUCGGUGGGAGCUAUGUCUUCCAGGACGCUUCGUGGCUAGACCCGGUCGGGGGCCUGCUGAUCUCGCUGAUGGUCAUCAAGGCUGGAUGGGGCAAUACCGUCACGUCGCUGCUGGAGCUGGCGGACACAACGGUGGAUGAUGAAAUCCGGUCGUCGGUACGCCAGGCGGCGGCCCAGGUGCUAGCCACGAUCGACGACGGGGAACUGGUGGAGAUCCGCGACAUCCAGGGCAUGAAGUCCGGCCAGAACUAUCUGAUGGAAGUGGAGCUGGCGAUGCCCGGGGUAUGGACGGUCAACCGGGCUCGCGAUCUAGAGGAGUCAGUGCGGGAAGCCAUCGGCACCACCGUCCGGGGCGUCAAGCGCGUCAAGAUCCGCUUCGUGCCUCUCGACCGUGAGAACAUGAAGUUUUCCGAAGAGUUCAUCCCCGCCGACGUGAACCCACGCCAAAAUCCAGAGCCGGGGGCCGAGUUGGAUGACGGCUCCGAGACCCGUAAAGGGCGUUGAUGGGUCGGAAUUCUCACCAUUGCAUUGAUGUAAAUUUUAUCCGAUGUACAAGCAGGCAUAACCCGAUGCGUUUUAGACAGAUAUCCUACAAGGUUACAAUAAGAAAUUCGUUGGAUGGUUACUGGACUUGCCAUGAGAAGGUAGUUAAUGACAGGCACCCAUAAGUAAACCACCACACCAUCCAUCCAUAAACCAACUCAACGUCCUAUUUAUUCCAUCUACAGAGCAGCCAGUGCAAAUAUACUACAAUAUACUACUCUAAACCAUGCACAAAGCAUACUACAUAACCCAGCUUCGACCCAUCU